CACAAAAACAAUACAGACAGUCACACACACACACACAAAGCUAUGAGAACAAAGCAAGAAACCCAACAUUUUAGCCACCACCACGCAUUGGUUCCUCUCGAAGGCGAGGAACUCAACUGCUAUGGUUGCAAAACCAAAAUCAUAGAACCCUUCCACGGCUGCAUUUCCUGCGACUAUUUCCUCCAUGAAUCCUGCCUCAAAACUCCCCGGUUCCUUCGCCAUCCGUCCCACCCGCAACAUUCUCUAACCCUAAUCCCAACUCCUACUUAUUCUUCCCGAUCUUUCCUUUGUGACGCUUGCGGUUGUGAAGGAAACUCAUUCAGCUUAAGCUGCGCAGAGUGCGACUUUGACCUCGAUCUUUACUGCGCAGCUUUGCCUACAGCUCUCGAACUUCGCGAAAAACACGAACAUGUCGUGACGCUGGCCUUUGAAUCUCCGCAUAGUAUAAUUUGUUGUGACAUCUGCGGUAAGAACAUCAAUCCAAAAUCGUGGAUUUACUAUUGUGAAAGCUGCGAUUUCGGGGUGCAUUUGGUCUGUGCAGCGCAGCAUAAACGCGAAUCCACGAAGAAGAACGAGAAAGAAAAGCAAAAGGAUACAAAUGUCGAGAGUUCUCAGAGGGAUGAGACCGAAGAAGAAAAGGAGGAUCGUGAGAGAUCUGGUAAUGAAAAACAAAAUAAGAAAGCAAAAGCAAAAGAUAAGAAUUCAAAGAAGAAGAACGGAAAAGAAAAGAAAGGUAAGGCUGCAAAAGUCGAGAAUUUUCAGAGGGAUGAUGAGCCCGAAGAAGAAACGGCGGAGGAUCAUGGGAAAUCUGUUUCCCAAGAAUAUCAGAAAAUGCUGAUGCGAGAUAUGGAAAAUCAACUGAUUCUCCAAGCGAUGGAUAACGCGAAUGAUUAUAUUGGCUAUGGGUCAACAAAGUACUACUACUACUAAUAGCCGUACUAAUGUUGUAUUAAUUUGUGUG
Oldenlandia corymbosa var. corymbosa is the source of this 961-nucleotide messenger RNA. The record is from the annotation of a GenBank genome assembly. Lineage: Eukaryota; Viridiplantae; Streptophyta; Magnoliopsida; Gentianales; Rubiaceae.